ACGACGCUGGUCUAUGCUGACAGCUCCCAGUAAACUAUCGUCUCAUCAUUAUACAUUGUCGGAAUAUCAUAAUCUCUCCACUCACGUCUCCAAGUUGUAUGGUUCCACUGCAUUAAUAAACAUUGUUUAUUUAUAUGUUCUUUACCUGUCUAUUAUAUAUAUAAGAUCAACCGCUCACUCGACCAGUAGUUCAUUUUGCUGAUUUAUAGGACAUCGCUCUCAGUCUAUCGAUAUCAUCUAACAAAUCCGCGGGAAAAAGUUUCCGCCGAGAGAAAACUUUUCGUGGAUGCACAUGCGCAGAAGGGUGCUCCGUCAUCGACUUAGGGGUUAAACCCACUUCAAUCUCUGAUUUCCUGGCCUAACCGUGGUGCAAGAAACAGAUAAUAAAAUUUUCUUGGGGUUUAUCAUCGUUUUUUUUUCUGAAGCAGCAAGACGACAAGUUCAUCGGAGAGGGGGGAAAAGUCAGAAAAAGAGAAAUUACAUGGGGUGAGAUCAUAGAUUUUUUCCUAAAACAUUCAUCAAAGUGGCGGGUUGGUUGAUGAGCGAGAGCAUAGCACGUCGAUUGCAUCAACACUAUAAUUACUUUCUAGAGCCGACUGUUGAUCCAUCCAGUAGCGACUGCCACCUUGACAAGCUCGCCGUAACUUCAGGCGUACCAAUCGUGCAAUUCACCGUCUUCUAUUCCCGUUGAAACCACCUCCUCUCCAACGGUAGGUGAAAGUAAGACUUUGAUAGGAUGUACCACUCUUCGUUUGGAUCAGACCAUGCUGCUGUCCCUCGGAUAGGUGACAACACCCUUCCGUUUGGCCUGGGCCUCGGGGCUAUGGGUACUAAGCUAUCCCCACCCUCCACGUCCAGUGGUCCGAUUACGACGCAAGACGACAUCAUCCACCACACCGCUCCUCCUCAUCGUCAACCGAUGUCGCCCGAGAGCGCGAGUGGGGAGAUGAUCCUUCCUGAAGCGCCGUCAGCGAACACGGUUGGGAGGUCACUGGGUGGCGGAGUGGCUGGAGGGCCACGGACGGGACUUGAACUAGGUGGUCAGCUCGUCGCUGGUUUACCUACUCCAUUGGAACGGUCUUUGAGUACGACGACGGACAUGGAUCCCCUCGAGUCACCGUCAUCGAGGGCUGCAAUGGGGUCUGUGGGCUGUGACGAAAUAGCGCCAUCUCCCGGCGGAAUGAGAGAUGAUCCCGACGCAGUGAUAUUGGAUGAUAACGGCGAGGAAGUCAAAGGUAAGCGAUAGGUAUACUGAAAUUAAUUAAUGCUCGUGAUCAUUUCUCAUUUUCACUCUUUCAGUAAGCAAUUUUAUAUAUUUUAUUCAUUAGAUUAUUCUUCUUCUCUGCAAUAAUUCCAUCGUCUAUAUCUCAUCAGAUUCCAAACUCUAUGUCUGUUUAUUUUUUUCUGCUCCAU
Lytechinus variegatus (green sea urchin) is the source of this 1413-nucleotide messenger RNA. RefSeq lists its product as uncharacterized. Bases 737 to 1246 code for a protein of 169 amino acids. NCBI's taxonomy places the organism in Eukaryota, Metazoa, Echinodermata, Echinoidea, Temnopleuroida, Toxopneustidae. The record is from RefSeq and is a predicted model, not a curated record. The transcript has 2 exons.